AAUCAGACUGUAAUGUGUGCAUGAGGCCAUCAGGCCGGACGGGGCAAUUUAGGUUACAUAUGGAUGUUGACGGCUCUUUGUGUUGGAAAUAGACUGUUCGGAAUCAACUAGAACUGUUUUUGGAGAAUAAAAUGGAGGGGUUUGAAGGGGUUAACGUCGGCGAGGGUGUUUUAGAUCUGUCCCGUUUGAAUCUGAACAAUUUGAAUUUUGAUAUGGUUAGCGAGAAACGACGGAAAGACGCGAAACAGCUUUAUGUAUGUUAUAACCGAAUCUCGCUUCUGUCCGACUCCAUUUGUUUAUUCUCUAAUCUGGAGUUUCUGGACAUCAGCAAUAACACGCUGUCGGUCAUAUGUGAGGACAUCACCCGACUGAACAAACUCAAAACACUCGUAGCCAAGAAUAACCGUUUAAAUGAGUUUUCUCUGCCUAAAGACUUCGGCUCUCUGCAGCUGGAGGUGUUGAAUCUGAGUGGAAACAGGUUUGAAGAGAUGCCGACCCAGUGUUUGCAAAUGCAGCAGCUACAGUCCCUUUCGCUCGGAGGAAACAGACUGAAAAGCAUCCCAGCAGAGAUAGACAAUCUAACCAGCCUGGAGCUAUUGUAUUUGGGCGGUAACCAGAUCUCCUCCAUCCCUGCUGAACUAGCUAACUUGACCUGCCUCAAUUACCUGGUUCUGUGUGAUAAUCGCAUCCAGAGCAUCCCACCCCAACUCAACAGGCUCCAUUCUCUGCGCUCACUUAGCCUGCAUAAUAACUUGCUGACCUAUCUUCCGAGAGAAAUCCUGAGCCUGGUGCAUCUAAAGGAGCUCAGUCUCCGCGGCAACCCCUUAGUCGUGCGCUUCGUCAAGGACAUGACAUAUGACCCCCCAUCACUACUGGAGCUGUCUGGCCGUGCCAUCAAAAGCAGGAACCUUCUGUACUCUCAUCAAGACCUCCCAAACCACCUGGUCAACUAUCUAGACAUGGCCAGCAAGUGCCCCAACCCCAAGUGUGCAGGUGUUUACUUUGACUCAUGCGUCCGUCAUAUCAAGUUUGUGGAUUUCUGCGGCAAGUAUCGCCUACCCCUGAUGCACUACCUGUGCUCCCCAGAAUGCACCUCUCCCUGCAGCUCCAAUCCUCAGAGUGACGCUGACUCGGACGAUGACCACAGUGUGCCCGCUGACCGCCUUCAAAGAGUUCUGCUGGGAUAACCUUGCUCACCCCUCACCGAUCUUGCUCUCUAAAAACAUUAUCAGCAAGAACAUUGAACUUUGCUGCCAAAUGGCUCUAAAAUCUCUCAACUUAAGCCAAAUCGUAUUGCCAAGUGAGUGAGAAUACAUCAGAAUUCUGGGAAAGACAUCUGCAGAUAGUUUUUCCAUUUUUAAAAUUUUUAACAAAUGCCUUACCUUGCGAUGGCAAAAUAAAGCUAACACUGGUAGUUCAGAAUAGUUGUUGUUUAGAAUAGUUAUAUUAACUAUAUUAACCUUUGUCAUCAAGCUGUUUAGCUCUUGCACUUUUGCAGUACAUAGAAGAAACAGUUUUUGUACACAUUUAUCUUUUGCUCUGCAAAAGAUUGCUUUGUCUCAGAGGAGAGACAGUGGAUUCAAGGAGAUAUUGUCACAUAAUGCACAAAGAUUUACUGUGAAUUCAUAAAACAAACAUUGAAAGAACUAUUGCUUUUGGGGGUUUUAAAAGGUUUAAAGGUGAAAGGAAUUGCAAACAGGUUUCCUGAACACUCCCACAGUCUUUUAUUGGUUGGACUUAGAUAAACCUGCCCCAAACGCAGGCCAUUGGUUGAGCCAGUGUUGCUGUGUCAGGCUGGUUGGGAUUCUCAAACAAACAGACAGCAUUACACUUUGGGGGGUAACCAACUUUCAAAUGCUUAGUGCUUAUCAUGUAACCUUGCUUGAAGUUGUCUCUAAAUAUUAGGCUUGGUUAGCAGAAAGUAUUUUAACAUCCAAAAACAUACACAUUUCACCUAUUAAAAAAUGUUUGCUAAAGUGUUUCUUUGUGAUGUACAGUAUUGUUGUAGCCUACAAUGUUGAGACCUCACAGGCAAACACAGCUUCUCAAAGAGUUAAUGCGCUUAUUUUUCUGCAAAACUUUAACAUAUUGCGUUUUGUUAUCAAUCUUUGUAUUGAAUAUGCUAACACUAAGGUUAUUGUCUGCUGUUUGUUAAUCUUCUCAUGCAGUCACAAACUAGAACAGCAUUUGAAUCCUGAGAUAAACCGUGACAAAGGGCAUCGAUGUCUAAACUGUAGAACUUUGUAUUGAUGGUUAAUUCUUCAUGUAGAACUCUUUUAUAUCAACUAAAAAUGUGAUAUUGUUACAGAGCCAAUAGCAAACAUUGUGAAGUGUGUGUGGCAUUUUUCUCAUGUGUUGAUUGAAUUUUAGCACUACAAGGAACAUAAGUGAUUAUUUUUUUUUAAUCAACCUUUCUUUGUUCUUGUGAAGCUUAAAAUAUUAUUCACUCACUUAAGUUUCUUCACAUUUGUCUUACACUUUAGGCUUAACCAUUGACGUAUUGACUAUGCAAAUAAUUAAUACAAACAAAUAAUUUAAAUAAUAUCUGAGGUUUUUAUACAAAAUAAUCUUUUAUGAUAUUUGUUAUAUCAGUGACAAGAUAGAAUGUAUUUUAUUUAAGAUGAUAAAGGAAGAUUUGAAUUACACUCACUCCUCUAAUGGUUUAUAAACAUGUAUUUGCACUUCUGAUGUAGAGUACCAUAAUAAAAAUAAUUUGUGUAUGA
Messenger RNA from Myxocyprinus asiaticus (Chinese sucker), 2723 nucleotides. RefSeq names its product leucine-rich repeat-containing protein 58-like. Bases 132 to 1187 code for a protein of 351 amino acids. The record is from RefSeq and is a predicted model, not a curated record. Gene Ontology annotation, molecular function: protein binding. The transcript is spliced from 4 exons. Lineage: Eukaryota; Metazoa; Chordata; Actinopteri; Cypriniformes; Catostomidae.